GCCCGGUUUCCAGCAGCUGACCCCGAAAUCCGUUCUCCUCCAUUAGAGCUUCUCACCUAGGCACUUGCAACUGCACCCGUCAUAUCCUGUCCUCUCUCUACUCCAACUGCUUAUAUUUCUUGAUCGUCACCCACAUUUGCAUGCUGUCUUGCAACUCACUGCCAAGGCCGCCAUGGAGCCCCAUGAUCCGCCCCCACCGUACUCUGAGACCUGGACGGACGCCGCCUCCGUCGUCCCAGGGCCCUCACCCAUCAUCGGGACCGGCUCCGACGAUGCGUCCCUUGCCGCAUCCUCCACUCGCAGCAACAUAAUAUACACCCCCCCGGAGACUCCCACCAGCGAAUUUCAACACGGAGUCGCGUCCGGUGUCUCGUCGUCCUCCCCUGUCCAUACAGGCACCACCACGAAUCAUCGCCAGAGCCACUCAAAUGCCUCGGCUCAGGCGUAUUUCGAGUCUCGCCCUGCCGUCGUCCAGGCCGGAUCACCGGCAGCCAAGGACAAUGUCCCUUACGGCAAUACAAAAGUCAUUAUUCCAAUCCGCGUAACGCAAGACACCACACCAGAGGACCUCGCAUUCCCGGACAUUCUCGCUGCGGGGCGCCACGAUGUCAGCGAGCAGGACUGGCAGACGUUCGUCAACUACCUGAUUCCUGACCACAUCGCACGCUCCAACGCGAGCGUCAUCAGCCGCAAACUCCAAGACCAGUCUGGCGAGCACGACAGCACCACCACCACCACCACCACCACUUCCCCGUCACCGCCACGGCCAGGGUGGGACAGCGAGCUCGCACAGGCACAGCUAGACCAGAUCAGAUCGACGUUCCCGGAUCAUGCGCUGGCGGAGCGGACGCGCAUCGCGCGGAACGCGGUGUGGGAGUGGAACGACGGGUUCUUUGCCCAGAGGGGUGUUGCUGUCCAGCUCGAGGUUUCCCAAGCACCAACUGCAACGACGGGGCCGACGGCACGGGCAUCGGGCACUCGAUCGAUGCCUGGCGCCUGGGAUUUCGAGCCAGCUGAUCCCUACGAGAGGUCGAAUACUCGAGACCCUCGUGAGCGGACAUCGUCGCAGUCACCACAUCCGUCACAGGCUUCUUCAGCAGGGCAAGGACAGCGGGCUUGUCCUGGGUCUUCCCGGUGGAAUCCCUUCAGCCAGGCACUACGCCUUGGCCCGGUGAAGAUUGACGGGGAUCGGGUCUCGAUUGGCAACUCAUUCGAGGCAGACAAGUCUGGGGGGUCCCUUUCGGUCGCGGCGGUAUGGAUCGCGGCAUAUUCGACAGAGGCCGAGGAAGGGGUCAUGGUUGGGGCUGGGGCGAACCUCACCGUGGCCAUCCUCACCAUCAUCAUGAUUCAGUGCCUGGGCACGAGCAAGGCGUCUGACCACUCUGAUGAUGGCCGGAGCUCCAUAUCUGGAUCUUCAGUCAGCUCCUCAUCCUCCUCUGCCUCGGCCCCCUCGAUCGGCAGCUUGCCCGACUACGAAGACCUCCGCGACGCCCAGCUUCCCAUCGUGAAGCAGUCCAUCAGCGUAUGGCUCGCACAUCCAGAACAGCCCGUCACACGGGAGAUGGUGCGCGCAGCGAAAGCAGAAAUCAAGAGCGCGAGGAGAGCACCACCGAAGAGUACGCGGAAUGUCAGAGGAUCCGCCUCAUCGUCUGCCGUCUCCUUGUCUCGGGCCGACGACCUGCGACCGCCGCCGCCGACAUACGACGAGGCUCAGGCUGCUGAUAACACGGCGCUCCGAGAGGAGGUCAAGGCUCUGAUGGCUGCGUUCGAGGGGCUCAAGCGAGAACAGAAACAACGGCGACGCAGCGAGAAGAAGCAGCGGCGCGCCGCGCGGAGGGAGAAGAAGAAGGAGAAGAGGGCCCAGAAAAGGGCGGCGCGAGCCGAGAAGCGUGCUGCCCGGGCGGACAAGAGGACUGGAAGGCAUGGAGCGCGGGACCAGCGACGCCAGCAAGCGCAAAAACAACGGGACGAGGCGCAGCAGGAACGCGAGCGACAGCUUCAGGAGCGCAAGCGGAUACGGGACGAGCAGCUGCUCCGGGAGCAGCAGGACCGCAUCAGGGAACAACAGGCACGCCAGCAGCAGCUGGAAGAGCGCCGGAGUCGAUGGGCGCAAUGCGGGCCUGCGGGCCAGCAUAGUCCAGGCGCCCAUCACGGCGGGGGCGGAGGAGGAGGUUGGAGUCCCUUUGGCGGCUUUGGGAGAGCUGGUGCCUCGUCCUCCUCCUCCCCGUGGGGUCAGUCACCUCCAGGCCCGCCACAGAUGGCCCCCACGGGUAUACAUUAUCAACAUGAUCAUCCUCACCCCCCUCUCCAUGUCCACAUACCUCACCACAGUGUCCAGCCGAUCGUGGCCCCCACUCCCUAUGGUUCUCUGGCACAUCCCCACCACUACGGACCACACGGGCAAGGUGCUGGAUUGCCAUUGGGAGGAGGACUGGCGGGUAAUGGUUCUCGUGGUGGCUUUCCCGGUGUCCAUGGGCAAGGUGGUGCUGGUAGGCAGCAUGAGAACAACAUCCCUGGUGCCGGCCCGCAGCCACAGCCUCAACCUCAGACUUCGGGUUUAUAUCAGCCUGUGCCAUAUCACCACGACGACAGCGAUAGCAGCAGCGAUAACCGUGGCAUCCGGAUGGCCGACAACGAUCACAGUAAUGAUGGUGACCUAGCGUCCGGCAUCAACAGUCUGUCCCUCGGCAGCACGAAGAAUCAAGCAGCGGACCACACCGAAGCGCGGAUAGCGGAUGACAUCCAGCAGCUGUCCCUGCUGGAGCAGCCGAGGUCCUCUGAAGAGCAGCAGCAUGGUUCCGUGCCCCCGGGGGAUUCGGGCCGGAGCGAACGGUGCAUUCCGGCUGAUCAAGUUGAAUGGGAUGCCCUCGAGCGCGCGAUGGCGGAAUUGCUGCACGAUGCGCAUGGUUUGAAGACUGACGCGGGUAAGCAGGGGACACGAUAA
Molecule: messenger RNA, 2944 nt
Organism: Microdochium trichocladiopsis
Lineage: Eukaryota; Fungi; Ascomycota; Sordariomycetes; Xylariales; Microdochiaceae
Exons: 3
Coding region: 173-2944 (923 amino acids)
Source: RefSeq, a predicted model, not a curated record